Molecule: messenger RNA, 2679 nt
Organism: Dovyalis caffra
Lineage: Eukaryota; Viridiplantae; Streptophyta; Magnoliopsida; Malpighiales; Salicaceae
Source: the annotation of a GenBank genome assembly
CCAACUGGAAGAGCAAUACAAGUUGAAACUGGUUAUGGUGAACGCAUUCCCUCCAUUGAAGGUCGAGCUCCUCGACUUCGUGAUUCUGAUGCAAUCAUAGAGAUUAUCUGCCAGGACUCUCUAGAUGAUUCCUCCACUGGAGAUGGUCUCCAGGAUGGAGCAAACAAUGAUCCUCAAAGAGAUGACUUUAAAGGAAGUGAUGUAGCUGAAGAUGACAUGGCUCAGACAGAAAAUGAAUCUGCUGGUGAUUUUCCGCAGGCAUACAAUGGUCAAAAGGGUGGGAGGAGAACACCUUACAUGAAUACUGCCCGCAACAUGCCUGAAGGAGAUGGGGUUUUGCCCUUCCAUCCUGAAGCAUCAGCUCCAUACCGCCAUACUGGUUCCAGGGGUCACCCUCCUUCGUACUCUGGUAGGGACUUUGGCACCACUCAUGAGGAAAGGUUGAUCCAGGGAAGAUCGCGUGACAGAUCACCUCAUUUAACUCCUAGUCGAAGCUCAAGGGACAAGAAAUUUCUUGAUAACAUGGAGGAAGAAUCAACUGAAAGUAUGGACGGUAAACACAGUCCACGGAGAUCAUCACCCAAAAAUGUUCCGGAUGCAAGAGAGUUGAGUUCUGAGGAAAAAGAUGAUGUUGACCUUUUGCAAGCUGAAGGAAGCUCUAGAUUGGGAAGGGAUGGAAUGACAGAGAAUGAAGAAACCACAAAUGAUACUCCCAAGGAUGGAGAUGUGCACCAUUCUGCAAGGAAACAAAAAGUAAGUUCUCAUCUCGAACAGCCUGCAUUGCAGCAGCUUGAUGAUGAGGAAGACUCAAAGGCUGCAAGAAGCAGUGAAAAUAGCAAAGCAAGAUCAGGCAGUAGCAAAGAUUAUCAGAAAUGGCAAGAUGGUGUUGAGGAGGAAGUUGUUCAAGAUGGACGUUCUAGACGUUCAGGGAGCAUCAGAAGGCACCUUGAUGAAAAUGAACAGAAUUUUCGAAGAAAGGAUCGUGAUUUGAGACAAGAGAUGGAAAGAAGUCGUGUCGUCGCAAGAGGGAGGGAGGAUUCUUAUCCUCAAAGAGACUUGGAUCUUAGCUUGCCCCAUCAUUUGCACAUGAAACAUGAGGGGUAUGAUAGGCGAAAGGAGCGCGAAAAUCCUGAUAUCUCUUGGCAACAGAGAGAUGAAGAUCCAUAUGGCAGAAAACAUAGAACUGAAGACAGGAAGAGGGAACGUGAAGAUGAAAUGGGAUCCAGGAACCGGAGUAAGGUUCGGGAGACUGAGAGGAGUGACAAAGAUGAGCAUCUUCAUUCAAGAAAACAGUUAGAAAAUGGAAGCUACAGGAUUCAUCAUGACAAGGAUGGUAGUUCACGGCACAGGGACAGAGAUGACAGUAUGAAGAGUAGGUUUGAAAUGGUAGAUGACUACCAUAGCAAAAGGAGGAAAGAUGAGGAAUAUUUAAAAAGAGAAUAUGCUGAUAAGGAGGAGAUCCUGCAUGGCCACAGAGAAAAUACCAGUCGCCGAAGGCGCGAAAGAGGUGAUCAGCAAAGGAUUAGAGACAAUCUUGAUGAUUAUCACUCUUUUAGGCAUAAAGAUGAGGUCUGGCUCCAAAGAGAGAGGGGUGAGAGGCAGAGGGAGAGGGAGGAGUUGUAUAGGCUAAAACAACCCAAUGAAGAAAAUUUACCAAAACGGGAGAGAGAAGAAGGACGGGCAUCUGCGAGGAGCGGGCGUGGUGUGGACGACAAAGCAUGGGCUGGGCAUGCCAGGGGGAAAGAUGAAUAUAAAGUUUCUGAUAAAGACUACCAACUUAAAGAUCCAGUUCGAAACAGUGAAAACCAGAAAAGAAGGGAGCGAAUGGAGGAUGAAAGUCUUUCACAUCAUAGGGGACGUGAUGAUGUUUAUGCACGAGGAAAUCAGUUUAGUAAUGAGGAGAGAAGAUCCAGGCAGGAAAGGUCAAGCACUCGCAUUGAUCGCACGAUGGAUACUUUUGAUAACCAAAGGGUGCAUGAGAAGAGGCAUAAAGAAAACACAAGGAAAAACAAAGAAUACGAUGGUGGAGAUCAUGGCACUUUGGGCCCUUCCAGAAGAAACCAAGAAGAGCAGAGUGGUCACAGUGAUGAAAUGGUUUUAAAACGUGCUCGUGAGCCAGGAAAUGGAGAGGCUGAGAUCUUGAUGCAACAGAACUCUUCCAAAAGACAAAAGGAAGAUGCUUCCUCGGAUGAAGAACAACAAGAUUCAAGGAGAGGACGUUCAAAAUUGGAACGUUGGACAAGCCAUAAAGAGAGGGAUUACAAUAUCAGCAAGUCAUCAGCUUCCUUAAAAUAUAAAGAGAUUGAUAAAAAUAACAACGGCAGAUCUUUAGAAGGCAGUAAACUUCCUGAUGAACCUCCUAAGAAAGUCGAGAUUGUUGAGAAGCAGACCAAAGUCGAGUCUGUUGAGAAGCAUCCCACGGGGGAAGAGAAAGAUGUUGCUGACGUGGAGAAUAAGGAUACUGAUACAAAGCCAUCAGAGGACCGGCACUUGGACACAGUUGAGAAGUUGAAGAAGCGGAGUGAGAGGUUCAAGCUUCCAAUGCCAAGUGAGAAAGAUGCCUUUGCAAUAAAAAAGAUGGAGAGCGACGCACUGCCCUCUGUCAAACCUGAGGCUCCUGCAGAUUCAGAGAUUAAACCAGAGCGGCCUCCUCGAAAACGAAGGUGGAUCAGCAAUUGA